UCUUCACAAACCUAAAAAAAAACCUAGCUCUCUUCAUUGCUCUGAAAACUUUUCGUCUUUUUACUCUUUAGCUAAAUCUUUCUUUGUUUCUCGAUAACAAUGGCUGGUAAAGGAGAAGGUCCUGCGAUCGGUAUCGAUCUUGGUACUACCUACUCUUGUGUUGGAGUGUGGCAACACGACCGUGUUGAGAUCAUUGCUAAUGAUCAAGGUAACCGAACCACGCCGUCUUACGUCGCUUUCACCGACACCGAGAGGCUGAUCGGAGAUGCUGCUAAGAACCAGGUUGCCAUGAACCCUGUUAACACUGUCUUCGAUGCAAAGAGGUUGAUUGGUCGUAGAUUCAGUGACGCAUCUGUCCAAAGCGACAGGAAGCUGUGGCCUUUCACUAUCAUCUCUUCAGGAACUGCUGAGAAGCCAAUGAUCGUAGUCAACUACAAGGGUGAAGAGAAACAGUUCUCUGCUGAGGAGAUCUCUUCCAUGGUUCUCAUUAAGAUGCGUGAGAUUAGUGAAGCUUACCUUGGCACCACUAUCAAGAACGCUGUGGUCACCGUUCCUGCUUACUUCAAUGACUCUCAGCGUCAAGCCACAAAGGAUGCUGGUGUCAUCGCUGGUUUGAAUGUUCUCCGUAUCAUCAACGAGCCCACUGCUGCUGCCAUUGCCUACGGUCUUGACAAGAAGCUUGGUGGUGAAGAUUUCGAUAACAGAAUGGUUAACCACUUUGUUCAAGAGUUUAAGAGGAAGAGCAAGCAGGACAUCACUGGCCUCGCAAGACCCCUUAGGAGGCUGAGAACAGCUUGCGAGAGAGCAAAGAGAACUCUUUCUUCCACGGCGCAAACGACCAUCGAGAUUGACUCUCUCUAUGGAGGAGCUGACCUCUUUGCUCCAAUCACCCGUGCUAGAUUCGAAGAGCUUAACAUGGAUCUUUUCAGGAAGUGUAUGGAGCCUGUUGAGAAGUGUCUCCGUGAUGCUAAGAUGGACAAGAGCUCAGUCCAUGAAGUUGUUCUUGUCGGUGGUUCCACCCGUAUCCCCAAAGUUCAACAGCUUCUCCAAGAUUUCUUCAAUGGUAAAGAGCUCUGCAAGUCUAUCAACCCUGACGAGGCUGUUGCAUACGGUGCAGCCGUACAGGGAGCUAUUCUAAGCGGUGAAGGAAACGAGAAGGUUCAAGACCUUCUCUUGCUUGAUGUCACUCCUCUCUCUCUCGGUCUUGAAACUGCUGGUGGUGUCAUGACCACUUUGAUUCAGAGAAACACAACCAUCCCGACCAAGAAGGAGCAGGUCUUCUCCACUUACUCAGACAACCAGCCCGGCGUGUUGAUCCAGGUGUUCGAAGGUGAGAGAGCCAGAACCAAGGACAACAACCAUCUCGGUAAAUUCGAGCUCUCCGGAAUCCCUCCGGCUCCUCGUGGUGUCCCUCAGAUCACUGUCUGCUUUGACAUAGAUGCCAAUGGUAUCCUCAACGUUUCUGCUGAGGACAAGACCACCGGACAGAAGAACAAGAUCACCAUCACCAACGACAAGGGUCGUCUCUCCAAGGAUGAGAUCGAGAAGAUGGUUCAAGAAGCAGAGAAGUACAAGUCUGAGGACGAGGAACACAAGAAGAAGGUUGAAGCCAAGAAUGCUCUUGAGAACUACGCUUACAACAUGAGGAAUACCUUCCAAGACGAGAAGAUCGGUGAGAAGCUUCCCGCAGCAGACAAGAAGAAGAUCGAGGACUCCAUUGAGCAGGCGAUUCAGUGGCUCGAGGGUAACCAGUUGGCUGAAACUGACGAGUUUGAAGACAAGAUGAAGGAGUUGGAGAGCAUCUGCAACCCAAUCAUUGCCAAGAUAUACCAAGGAGCUGGUGGUGAAGCCGGUGGUCCAGGUCCCCAUGCUAAGGACGAAGAUGCUCCUCCUGCUCCAGGCGGUGCUGGCCCUAAGAUCGAGGAGGUCGACUAAUCUGUUGGAUGUUUACCUCUCUCUCUCUUUCUGUCUCUCUUUUCUUUGGAUCGUUAAGACUUUUUAUGUUCUCUUUGUUGUGUUUUUGGUUAGUAUUUUUUUGAACAAUGGCUAGUUUGCCCAGCUAUGAUGAUGACGGAUACAAGUUUUCUAUAGAAUACUUGGUUCUUUUUUGAUCA
Camelina sativa (false flax) is the source of this 2114-nucleotide messenger RNA. NCBI's taxonomy places the organism in Eukaryota, Viridiplantae, Streptophyta, Magnoliopsida, Brassicales, Brassicaceae. The record is from RefSeq and is a predicted model, not a curated record.